UUCUUUCGAUUGAACAUCUCCGAGAAAAGAAAGCCAAAAUAAUCUUCCUUUGGGGGAUGGAGACGAAGCUUCUUCACCUACAUACGCCAUUUACAACUGCCUCUUAAGCAGCAGCCUCUUUCAUCCUCUCCGUUCGUCGGCGACGAUUUCAAUCCUUAUCCUAUAUUUGAUACCGGAAGUGGAAUCAUGUCGGACGCUUUGAUCAAUGGAUUGGCUGGAGCUGGUGGUGGGAUCAUUGCUCAGCUCCUCACUUAUCCUCUUCAAACUGUAAAUACGCGGCAACAAACGGAGCGGGAUCUGAAGAGGGAGAAGAGGAAACUUGGAACUAUCGAACACAUGUGUCAGGUUGUCAAACAAGAGGGAUGGGAGCGAUUAUAUGGUGGAUUGGCGCCGUCUCUAGCUGGAACGGCCGCGUCACAGGGUGUGUACUACUACUUCUACCAAGUGUUUCGGAAUCAAGCUGAAGCUGCUGCUCUUGCUCGAAGGAAGAAAGGGUUGGGUGACGGAACUGUUGGGAUGUUCUCUUCACUUUUAGUGGCUGCCUUCGCUGGAUCGGUUAAUGUUCUUAUGACGAAUCCAAUUUGGGUGAUUGUUACACGUAUGCAGACCCACAGAAAAAUGGCAAAAGAUCAACCAACUGCUUCCGAUUCACCUUCUUCUGAUUCAGAAGCUCUGGUUGCAGUUGAGCCGCGUCCAUAUGGAACCUUUAAUACGAUUCAAGAGGUUUAUGAUGAAGCUGGAGUAACUGGCUUCUGGAAAGGUGUAAUUCCAACAUUAAUUAUGGUUAGUAAUCCGUCAAUGCAAUUUAUGUUGUAUGAGACAAUGUUAACCAAGCUGAAGAAAAAGCGUGCGUUGAAGGGUAGCAACAGCGUUACCGCUUUGGAGACAUUUCUUCUUGGAGCUGUGGCUAAACUCGGAGCAACAGUCACAACUUAUCCACUCUUGGUUGUAAAGUCGAGACUUCAAGCCAAACAGGUCACGACAGGGGACAAAAGACACCAAUACAAAGGAACGUUGGACGCGAUUUUCAAAAUGAUCCGAUACGAAGGGCUUUACGGGUUUUACAAAGGGAUGAGCACAAAGAUUGUGCAAAGCGUAUUAGCGGCUGCAGUUCUGUUCAUGAUCAAGGAAGAGCUUGUGAAGGGUGCUAAGUUGUUGCUCUCAAACGCGACCUCUAGCAAAAUCAAGUCCAAGCCUUCCUAAAUAAACGCUAUCCAACUAGCAUUUUUAGAUUAUAAAGAUUGAAAUAAAAAAAAUAGCUUAAAGUUCCAAUAGUUUCUUGAUUAAUUUAUCACACUAUUGGGAUUGUCGUGCAUUUCCGUAAUGAUUGCAAUUGAUCAUUGUAUUUCUACAAGAUAACUGGAUCGGAAGGUUUUAUACCUUUUCUUAGUAAUGAAAUCUCAAUAAAAUUUGGCAAGUUUGUUGUA
This is a messenger RNA of Capsella rubella, 1427 nucleotides long. RefSeq names its product peroxisomal nicotinamide adenine dinucleotide carrier. The coding region runs from base 187 to 1203 and encodes 338 amino acids. Lineage: Eukaryota; Viridiplantae; Streptophyta; Magnoliopsida; Brassicales; Brassicaceae. Gene Ontology annotation, biological process: nucleotide transport; transmembrane transport. The transcript is spliced from 11 exons. The record is from RefSeq and is a predicted model, not a curated record.